Molecule: messenger RNA, 291 nt
Organism: Dujonia railenensis
Lineage: Eukaryota; Fungi; Ascomycota; Pichiomycetes; Serinales; Debaryomycetaceae
Source: the annotation of a GenBank genome assembly
AUGUCUAACAUAUUGUCAGUAUUUAACCCAUCGCCUUCUCGUGAUCUUGCUCCAUCAGAAGCGGACUGCCUUCCAUGCACCUUGAUUCAAUCUGUGUUUGCCAUUGGUGGAGGGAUCUAUCUUAACUCUAGCUUACCAUUUACUGAGGGAAAAGAGAACAAGAUCGACUUCAAAAAACACCCCCUAUGGUGGCAGAAAUCGGUGAGAGGCAUAGGUAUUUUACUUAUUGGGUUAGGGGCUUAUAGGUUUGGUGAAGUGGGCCAAAUUGUCUAUAAAAAGAAGUUUGAGUAA